AUGGCACAGAAGAAUUAUAGCGGCCUCAUGAUCGACCCAAGAAGUGGCUUUUGCAGAUCCAACUCUACAUUCUACAGCAAACGCAAUUCAAUUCCUUUACCAUCCAAUGAAUCUCUCGACGUCACCACUUUCAUCUCGUCUCGUGCCCACCAUGGCAAGACGGCCUUCAUCGAUGCAACCACCGGUCGCCGCCUCAGCUUCACGGAGGUAUGGAGAGCUGUCGAUUCGGUCGCUUCUUGCCUCUCCGACAUCGGGAUUCGCAAAGGUCAUGUUGUCCUCCUCCUCUCUCCUAACUCCAUUUUCUUCCCCAUCGUUUGCCUCUCCGUCAUGUCCCUCGGCGCCAUCAUCACCACUACUAACCCUCUCAAUACUACUCGGGAAAUCUCCAAACAAAUCGCUGAUUCAAAACCUGUUCUCGCUUUCACUAUUCCCCAACUUAUCCCCAAAAUCGGCCACUCAAACCUCCCCAUCGUACUCAUCGGCGAGGAUCUUCAUUCAAUUCCUCCCGAUUCCACUUCCAAUUCCAGAAUCGUGACAACAUUAGAAUCCAUGAUGAAAAAGGAACCGAGUAAGAGCAGCCGAAUCAAGGAGCGGGUGACUCAGGAUGACACGGCAACGCUACUUUACUCUUCUGGUACUACCGGGGCGAGUAAAGGAGUAGUAUCGUCUCAUAAAAACCUCAUAGCCAUGGUUCAAACUGUUGUAAGCCGGUUUCGAUUGGAGGAAGGAGAGCAAACUUUUAUAUGCACCGUCCCGAUGUUUCACAUCUACGGAUUAGCAGCUUUUGCGACGGGAUUGCUUGCAUCAGGAUCCACGGUGGUGGUUCUUUCCAAAUUUGAGAUUGACGAAAUGCUUUUGGCAAUUGGCAAAUAUUCUGCAACCUACCUACCUCUCGUGCCACCAAUACUGGUGGCAUUAGUAAAUAACGCCGAUCAUAUAAAGAAAAAGUACAAUUUGAGAACACUUCACUCUGUUUUGUCUGGUGGUGCGCCGUUGGGGAAAGAUCUGAUUGAGGGGUUUGUGGAGAAGUAUUCGACGGUGACGAUUUUGCAGGGGUAUGGGUUGACUGAAUCCACGGGCAUCGGGGCUUCGACGGACUCACUGGAGGAGAGUCGACGGUAUGGAACAGCGGGACUGUUGUCGCCGAGCAUGGAGGCUAGGAUUGUUGAUCCGGAGAGCGGAGAGGUGUUGCCGGUUAAUCGGACGGGUGAGCUUUGGCUGAGAGGUCCCACAAUUAUGAAAG
Ilex paraguariensis (yerba mate) is the source of this 1243-nucleotide messenger RNA. NCBI's taxonomy places the organism in Eukaryota, Viridiplantae, Streptophyta, Magnoliopsida, Aquifoliales, Aquifoliaceae. The record is from the annotation of a GenBank genome assembly.